AGCCGCAGUGGGCCGGGCGGGCGCCUCCCGCCGAUCCCGCUCCCGCCCCCGCCCCCGGAGCUGCGACGACUCAGACCUCGGCGGGUCUCGCGGCUGGCGGACCAGUCCCGUACGUAGCAGGCGUCAUGGCCCCGGCCCUGCGCGGCCUCCCGCGGCGCAGCCUCUGCCUGCUCCUGGUGCAUCACCUCUUCAUGGCCACCGCCUGCCCGGACUUCGACUACGAUGCCGUCUUGCAGGACGUCUGCCUCGCCCCAUUCAAGGUGGACAUGGAGGCCAUCGGUAGGACGCUGUGGUGUGACUGGGGCAAGACCAUCGAGAGCUACGAUGAGCUCAGGAACUGCACCAUGUACGUGAUGGAAAGGCUGGACUGCUACUGGCCAAACGCCAUGGUGAACAAGUUCUUCAUCACCGUCCACCAGCACUACUUCCUAAGCUGCCCUGUCCCUGGCCGGGCCAUGCAGGACCCGCCCCUCAGCAUCCUCUGCCCCUUCAUUGUGGUGCCCAUCCUGAUGACCCUGCUCAUGACUGGGCUGGUGGUCUGGAGAAGCCAGCGCACCGAGGGCAUCGUGUAGGCCGCGGCCUGGGAACUGCCCCCAUGCUGAGGCUGCGGGCAGGCAGGGAGGCCGGGGAGCUCUGGGCCUGGCCUGGGAGUGGCUUCCUGGCCCUGAUGUCAGAGCAGGCCCCAAGCCCCCUCGUCCCACCUGGGAUCGGCUAAGAGGAUUUCGGAGCGGCGGUGGUGCAGGCAUUAACCUGGAAGCCGCCAGCUGGAGGUGAAGGCCGCCCUAGGAAGGGGGCUGGUGCUAGGAGGGAGCAGAACUUAACGGCCAUCAUUUCUGGGGAGUCUCUGAUGUGUUUGCUCUCACCUCUAGCCAGACUGUGGGUGAGAAGAUUGUGAUUAAAAGGAUGUCCUUGAA
Molecule: messenger RNA, 914 nt
Organism: Myotis daubentonii (Daubenton's bat)
Lineage: Eukaryota; Metazoa; Chordata; Mammalia; Chiroptera; Vespertilionidae
Gene: RAMP1
Product: receptor activity modifying protein 1
Biological process (GO): intracellular protein transport; protein localization to plasma membrane; receptor internalization
Cellular component (GO): cell surface; membrane; signaling receptor complex
Molecular function (GO): coreceptor activity
Source: RefSeq, a predicted model, not a curated record